This is a messenger RNA of Exophiala spinifera, 1029 nucleotides long. RefSeq lists its product as uncharacterized. NCBI's taxonomy places the organism in Eukaryota, Fungi, Ascomycota, Eurotiomycetes, Chaetothyriales, Herpotrichiellaceae. Gene Ontology annotation, molecular function: oxidoreductase activity, acting on the CH-OH group of donors, NAD or NADP as acceptor. The record is from RefSeq and is a predicted model, not a curated record. The transcript has a single exon. Bases 1 to 1029 code for a protein of 342 amino acids.
AUGAGUACUGACAAGCCCUACGUCCUGGUUACAGGCGCGACAGGAUUCAUCGGCGCUCAUGUCGUCGACUUGCUGCUCGAACGCGGUUGCAGGGUCAGGGGAGCGGCGAGAAACAUGGGCAAGGCGCAGCUAAUGAAAGACGCUCGUCCGCAGUACGCAGACCAACUGGAUUUCGUGCAAGUGGCAGAUUUCGCGGGGUCGUCGUCGACGUCUUCCUUUACUGACGCGGUUAAGGGCAUUGACGGUAUCGUCCACCUCGCGAGCCCGCUGAGCUUCAAGCCCGGGGACAACGAGAAGGACGUGGUCCUCCCAGCCAUCCAAGGAGUCAAGUCGGUGCUGCACGCCGCCGCCAGAGAACCAUCAGUCAAACGCAUCGUCAUCACUUCGUCGUUUGCCGCAGUCAUCGACGACGGCCGCAAGGAAGCUACAAAGUUCACGUACACAGGCAGAGACUGGAACCCACAGUCAUACGACGAGAGCAUUGAUCCCACAACCAGUCCUGAAAUGGCGUAUCGAGGGUCCAAAAAGUUCGCGGAGCUGGAAGCCUGGAACUUCAUCGACAGGGAAAAGCCCACGUUCGACAUCGUCACGCUGUGUCCGCCCAUGGUGUUCGGCCCGAUGCGGCACCCAGUCACGACGCUAUCGGACCUCAACGAGACAAGCGAGGCGCUGUGGAAGAUCACAAGCGGUCAGGAUAUCCCCAGGGGUAUCACAUUCUACAUCGACGUUCGGGAUCUUGCCCUCGCGCACGUGGAAGCGCUGCUGCGACCGCAGUGUGGGAACAGGCGGUACACGAUCGCGGCACCGGAGAGGUACACUUGCACCAUGGCCGCGGACAUCAUCGCGGAAGAGUUCGAUUGGGGUAGGGACCGAGUCGCAAAAUACGAUACACCCCAGGAGUUUGACGAGACGUGUACUCUCGACGGCGAGGAAGCUGCUAGAGACUUGGGCAUCACGUAUAGAAAGUUCCGCACUUCGGUCGUGGACUUUGUGAAGCAGGCGAUUGAAAUUGAGAAACGGGGCAUGUAA